This is a messenger RNA of Sphaeramia orbicularis (orbiculate cardinalfish), 2885 nucleotides long. RefSeq lists its product as uncharacterized. The record is from RefSeq and is a predicted model, not a curated record. Bases 1 to 2559 code for a protein of 852 amino acids. Gene Ontology annotation, molecular function: zinc ion binding; nucleic acid binding. The transcript has 6 exons. NCBI's taxonomy places the organism in Eukaryota, Metazoa, Chordata, Actinopteri, Kurtiformes, Apogonidae.
AUGGCUGCUGAUGCCCCACAAAACAUGAUCCUUCGUGUCGUCGAGGCAGACCAUGUCAGAAAAUUGAAACUCAGCUCCCGUCCAGCCUCAGUUGAUGGACUGAUUGAGAUUUUAAAAGAACAACUGGGAUUGGACUGUGACUUCACUUUGAAAUAUGAAGAUCCAGACUUUGAUGGAAAACUCACUUGCCUCGUUGACAUUCAAGAAUUACCACAAAAAGCCUGUGUUCAUAUUUCACUUAUAGAGGAUUCCAGUUCUGUUGCAUCUACUGAUACCCUUUCAGACGUGUCAUCCCCAGAACGUCUAAGCAGAUGGCCUCCAGGUGCUUUUGAAAUUCCCACAUUUGCAUAUGACGUCGAGCUGACACUUCGAGAUGGGAAUGCUGAAUUUGAAAAGAAUGGAAAAACUCUUCAGCUUUCAAGGGAUCAGAAGCAUAAUAUCUUAGACAAACUGGCAUCUACCAUAUAUGGUUUCAAGGCUUACCCUAGUGAUAAAGAGAUAGCAGUGGUUGCUGACGCUCUUGUAAAAAAACAUCCCUGUUUAAAAGAAGCAGGAUCUGACAGUGGAUGGAAUGGCUGGAAAAACAGCAUCAAGUUUAAAAUGGGUAACUACAGGACCAAGAUGAGAAGAGCCGGGUGUCAGGAGGUCACUGUAAAUGCUGGGAAAAGAAGUCAACGAAACCCUGAGAAUGAACCCUCACACUCCAACAUCAAAAGACCUAGGCGUGCAGAAGUCAACUUUCUGCCCAACUUUCCUCAAGGAGAGGAUCCCUCAAGUCUUGAUGUUUUGAGGCAGGCUAUUGUGGAGGAAGUAAAGAAGACUGAGAGAAAUCUCCCACUUAUUAGCAAGAUGAUGCAGACCACAUUUGCCUUGCGACGACAAACUAUUGUGACGUCCAGCCCACCAGUCAAAGAGCUCAUGGACCUCUGGCCUGCUCUUCAUAUGCAAUCCGAGGUGUAUGCAGAAUUUCAACGCAUUACUAACCAGAACCUUCCCAAUACUUUCUACGCCGAACUUGAUCGUCACACACCUCGUUUAAUGACCUUGUUUAGGCAGAAAGCUUCCAGAACGGGCAAAACUGCAGAUGCGUUGUCUGACAUUUUCAAAGUCCAUGAUACACAGGAAUUACAUGAUGUCCACACAAGGCGUAUCACUAUUCUCCAUGCCCUUCCUGUGUAUCUGCGUGAUGAAGCGUCAGGAUUUUUCAGAACAUGUGUGGAUGAUAUGGAUGAGCCAGACCUGGGGGAUGCGUCUGUGGUCCUCCUUACAACCGUGAGUGACGAUGCCACAAGCCCAGUUCACUACCACCCAACAAAAGUCUCCAUCAUCCUAGAGGGUGAUGUGGUGCUCGACCUCCCCAGGCUCGCUGAUGCCUUUCUGGCUGCAAAGGUGGACCCGGAUCUGGACGUCUGCCCGCCGCGCCGCCCCAUCAACCCACAUCCCCUCCAGGUUUUCUCGGUCGAUACCUCCCAUCCGGUACCGACACCACGAGCCCCCAGGGCCGGGGUCCUCCCAUCUUCUCCACUGCGCAUGCCCGACUCGACUGACCCCGCCCUGAUGGGUGGGGCUGCUGAUGAAAGUCUGACGUCUAAGACAAGAAGCGGAAGAGCAUACCACCAUGAGGGAGGCCCGGCGGGGCCUUCGACCUCACAGAUGCCCAUGGUGGAAGUCAGCGGGCCGGACGGGCCCAUCUUGGUGUUCAGACCAUGGACAUUUGCUGACCUAAAGGAGAACGCUGCUUUUCUGCCUAAUCCAGUAGAUGACGGUGCGAAGUUCGCCACUGAGCUGCGGACAUUCUGCCAAGAACACAGGCCCACCGGGGUCGAGCUUAGGCGUCUUCUAGGGGGUAAGAUGGGCCCUAGUGACUUGGCAAAGAUCCGGGACAAGAUCCCCAGGGACGACCUGAGGGUUCAACAGACUGAGUGGGCACAUGCCGAGAACGCUGUCUAUAGGGAGGCGGUAGAAAAGCUGUGUACCGCACUGACAGAGGUUUUUCCCUCCCGGGGCUCACUGACGGCCUUGAGAGCCCUGAAACAGCGGCCUGAUGAGGCAGUGGAAGACUUUGUGUGCAGGGCCGAAGAGGAGUUCACCAAAAACUCCGGCUUGGCCCGCCCUUCCCCCUUGGGAGACAGCGCAGGCCCAUGGGAGAAACUGCUUUGCCAGACCAUGAUGGACGGCUUUCUGAAAGACAUUGGGACUGUCAUUCGCUCCCACUACGUGGGCAUGGCGCAAGUUUGUCGUCUGGAAGAGCUGGUGCGACACGCACAUCAUGCCCAGGAUGUCGUCAGGCAGAGACAGAAAGACAGAGAUGACAAACAAGCUAAAUCUCUUUCCUCUGCUUUGACUCUGCUUGCCAUGCCGCGUAACAAUGGAGAGCGGCGUGGAGGGGGGAAGGGACCGGAAACCAGCCGUGCGCCGCCUGUUGCCGGAGGAAGGGGUGGUCCACCGUCACGUGAGGGGGCGUGUCACCUCUGUGGCCGGCAAGGACAUUGGAAGCGGGACUGCCCACAGAGGAAGAGGAGGAGACAGCCACGAAGAGGGAACAGGGGCGGGGAUUGACUCGCGGCCUUGAGGGGCGGACCUCCAGACUCGGAUUCCACGCCCACUGCUGGGUCUGCAGCUCUGCCUCAGGGAGGAGGAGUACAGGUAUUGGUGAAAUCAGCAUUACCGGUUCCUGCAGAGGGGCCGCUCCAUCCGCUGCAGCCAGGGGAUUGGAUCCUGGUCCGGGACUUCAGGCGAAAGCACUGGAAGCAGCGCAGGUGGCGAGGGCCUUUCCAGGUGCUCCUGACGACGCACACAGCGGUCAAGGUUGCUGAACGUGCCACGUGGAUCCACGCAACCCACUGUAAGCGGUUUCAGGGAGAACCGCCAACUGCUGCGGCCAA